Molecule: messenger RNA, 1425 nt
Organism: Bombus huntii
Lineage: Eukaryota; Metazoa; Arthropoda; Insecta; Hymenoptera; Apidae
Product: survival motor neuron protein-like
Exons: 5
Coding region: 466-1044 (192 amino acids)
Biological process (GO): mRNA processing
Cellular component (GO): cytoplasm; nucleus
Molecular function (GO): RNA binding
Source: RefSeq, a predicted model, not a curated record
GCAAUUUUAUAGAAUUAAAUCUUAUUUAUCUUCAGAUAUAAAAACUAUAUUUACCAGCUGAAACACUAACGCAUAUGCAGUAUAAUAUAAUCUACUUAACAAUCUCGUUUUAGUUAUAAUAUGUGAUUAAUUCUUUUGCUAUUUCGCUAUAAACAGUUUUUUGUGCAUACAAUAUUUUUUUAUAGUAUUCUAAUAUAUUGUUAGAUAUUGUAAAGAAAGUAAAAUACAGUUAUUGAAGUGUGGGAACAUUCAAUGUUAACCUUGCUUCAAAAAAUAAUCUUUCGAAUGAAUGGGGAAUAGAUUUUUAGUAUUAUAGUUGGUAUAAUGUCAUCAUUGUUUACAAUGUGUUAGAGUUAAAGAAAUGAGACAAAUUAAUAUUUCAGAAGCAAAUUCAAUAUUUAAAUGAUGUUAUUUUAAAAUGGCAGAUGAUAUGAAUGUUCUUUUUAUACGAGGAAAUGGAAACGUAUGUAUGGUAAUGGAAACGAUACAGACACAGCCAAUGAUAAUGUUUGGGACGAUAGUGCAUUAAUAGAAGCAUAUGAUAAAGCAAUAAAUUUAGCAAAAGAAGAAGUUAUCAAGCGAAUGGGAAUGGAUGUUGGAAAUUCUCAACCGAAAGAAAACCUACAAAAUCUUAAGCAGCCUAAACACGCAAGUAAAUUACACAAGAAAUGGAUCAUAGGAGCACCUUGUCGUGCAAUAUACUCAGAGGAUGGAGAAAUUUAUGAAGCUAUAAUAUCAAAAAUUUACGAAAACAAUGGCACGUGUGUUGUAAAAUUUGUAGGCUAUGGUAAUACAGAGAAAGUCGAGUUGAGUUCUCUUUUAGAAUCAGAAGGUUUGCAAAGUCAAAUAGCACAACAAAAGAAAGCUUUGGAAGAGAAAUUCAAUGAAGAGAACGACGAGACUUGUGAGACUAAUUUUUCUACAAAUGUAAAUUCGAAAAAAUAUAAUGUAGAAAAAAUGGAUUGUGCACAUCACUUCAUAUCGGGACCAUCUUUCAAUUCGAUGACUGAUAUAAUGCCACCUGCACCUCCUUUACCACCAUAAUUAAUGGCCGAGUAAGUACAAUUUAAAAAUUCUAAUGAAAUGCUGAAUACUUCUAAUAUUAAUAAGUAAUUUGGAAUAAGUUUAACAUUUUAUUUGGAAAAAAAAAAUACGAAAUUUUAAUAAAAUGUACUAGAUUACCAGAUAAUGAUACAGACGCACUUUCAAGUAUGUUGAUGUCAUGGUAUAUUAGUGGUUUUCACACAGGUUAUUAUCAUGGUUUGAAACAAGCAAGAAACAAUCAAGAGAACAGGAAGAAGUGUUGAUUAUAUCAAUUUUUUCAAUAACAAUAUAACGAUAAUAUAAGAUAUAAUAAAAUAUAAAACUCAUUGUAUUUAUUUACUUCAAUUAUUUGAAAUAAAGAACAGCUUUAUUUUCAUAUAA